Ailuropoda melanoleuca (giant panda) is the source of this 1131-nucleotide messenger RNA. RefSeq lists its product as uncharacterized. The transcript is spliced from 4 exons. The coding region runs from base 1 to 849 and encodes 282 amino acids. The record is from RefSeq and is a predicted model, not a curated record. NCBI's taxonomy places the organism in Eukaryota, Metazoa, Chordata, Mammalia, Carnivora, Ursidae.
AUGGGUCUCUUCAAGGACACUUCACAGCACAAGCGCGCCCACGCGACCGAGCGCCCGUGNGGUCCUCAGCAGCAGCACAAGCGCGCCCACGCGACCGAGCGCCCGUGCACGCACGCCGGCUUCACCCGCACCGCUCCGGAACCGCUCACCGGCGCACGUGUGCGCACGAGCGGGCUGCGCCGGGAAGCUGGGCCGGCAGGGCACUCGCAGCUCUCUACCCCGGACCGGGAGCGAGCGCCGCAGGUGCACACGCUCGGCUCCUGCAGGUGGCCGCGCCCCGGCCGCCCUCUGAGCUUCCCUUUCCGUUUGGGGAAACGACGCGCCACGGGACAGGGCAGCAACCUUCGCGGGGGCGACGGGCAGAGCGCCGGGAGGCGGGGGUCCCGCAGGAACGCGCGCCCACCCACCCAACCCACCCGACAGGCCUCCUGCGCUCACCGCGCCGCGCCCGGAAGUGACGCCUAUGGGCGACGCGGGCCCGCCCCCGCACGGAGGCCCCUCUCACCUACGACGCGGCCCCUCCCACCGGAAGUGUGGCUGCGGGCUUCCGGUCCCGGCAGGGCUUCCGGUGCCGGCAGGGCCUCCGGCUCCCUGAGCGGUGGGGUUAGGCGCUCCCGAGAGACCGGCUGUUUAGGUGCAGAGCUCGCCACAGGUCGUCAAACUGGUAAGGGCUGGAUCCGGGCUUUGGAUGCUUGCCCUGUCGUCUUUGAUUUCCGGCCUGAGGGCUCGGAGCCCAGCCCCCUACAGCUCAUCCUCCCUUUCUCCAAGCUGGAAGUGUUGGCGGGCAGGGGGCGUCUGGCGCUGAUGCUGCUGCAGCUUGAGCCUUCAGGCCCCUCCUUGGGGGGUUGACAGCCCUUCAGAACCCAGCACCCAGAGGCCUUGCCGUCCAGUUUCCUGACCGCCCGUGCGGGGGUGCCUUUCCCCUCUACCUGGUCCGCCCACCCCACUGAGCCCCUUAGGAAAGCCUUGGCAUCCCUGAUCUUUGCUGCCUUUUCUUCUGAUUGAAUGACUCCUUGGACAACCCGUGCCAAGUCCAAUGAAGCAUACGCCUUCCAAAACGAUUUUUGUGGCUUAAAAUAAAAGGCAUGUAUACAAAACAUUAUCAAAAUAGAAAUAAAAAAAGGAAACCUG